Messenger RNA from Seriola aureovittata, 2288 nucleotides. It is a transcript of the gene coq8ab, whose product is annotated as coenzyme Q8A, genome duplicate b. Lineage: Eukaryota; Metazoa; Chordata; Actinopteri; Carangiformes; Carangidae. The record is from RefSeq and is a predicted model, not a curated record. Gene Ontology annotation, cellular component: extrinsic component of mitochondrial inner membrane. Gene Ontology annotation, biological process: ubiquinone biosynthetic process. Gene Ontology annotation, molecular function: kinase activity.
GAAAUUUGCAUGUCCUUCAGCGUGUCGCCCGCUUCGCCGCCGCCGCGCUGCAGUUGAGGUGUUUACAAGAAACUGUGUCAAGUCAGAUCAAGGUGAACGUGCUGCAGUUGGACAAUGCUCAGUGCACGCUCACGGAGCUGAGAGGACAUCCAUCGGUCUGAAUAGGACAACAUCAUGACAGGUGACACAGUGGUCUGGAGGGGUCUGACCUGGGUGAAGCAGGCGGCCAGCAGAGCCACACCAGGCGGCCUGCCCAGCACCGCGAACCAGAGGCUGAUCAACUUCCAUCACGCCGCCGGAUCAGCAAGGGAGACGUUCAACAAACAGCAGGAGGUCUGCGUCCACAGAGCCACAGCCACAGCGCUUCACAGAUACUCAACCAUGGGAGCUUGUUUCAGCACCUGUUUCAUUGGAAGUGUAAAUGGAGGACAGGGGACCUGCAGUGGCAGACCAGCACAACAUCUGAAACACCACAGGGACUGGUCGAGUCAGCUGCUGUCUGGACAUACGAGGUUAUUUAACCAGGACAACUCCACGGUGGGGCGGCUGACGUCGGAGGACAUCGAUAAAGCAAGAAACACCAAGAAAACAGACAUAAAGCAGCAUAAGCAAGUGCUCAGUGAAAGAGCCAGAGAGAGGAAGGUGCCGGUCACACGGUUAGGAAGGCUGGUGAAUUUUGGAGGUCUGGCUGUUGGACUUGGCAUCGGGGCGAUCGCUGAAGUGGCUAAGAAGAGUUUAAAACCCCAACAGCAAGGUGAUAAGAAAUCCGUAUUGAACUCGAGUGCCUUCCUGUCCGAAGCCAACGCUGAGAGAAUCGUCCGGACGCUCUGCAAAGUCCGAGGCGCUGCUCUAAAACUUGGACAGAUGCUCAGUAUUCAAGACGAUGCUUUUAUCAACCCUCAGCUGGCCAAAAUCUUCGAGCGUGUUCGUCAGAGCGCCGACUUCAUGCCCACUAAACAGAUGAUGAAAGCCAUCAGCAGCGACCUCGGCCCGCACUGGCGAGACAAGCUGGAGUACUUUGAGGAGAAGCCGUUUGCAGCUGCGUCUAUUGGUCAGGUGCACUUAGCGAGGCUGAAGGACGGCAGAGAGGUAGCCAUGAAGAUUCAGUACCCUGGGGUUGCCAAGAGUAUCGACAGUGACGUGAAUAAUAUCAUGACUGCUCUGAGUUUGAGCAACGCGCUGCCUGACGGUCUGUUUCCUGAGCACCUUAUUGAGGUCAUGAGCCGUGAGCUGGCGCUGGAGUGUGAUUACAUAAGGGAGGCAAAAUGUGCAAAAAAAUUCCAAGAGCUGCUGAAGGAUCACCCCUUCUUCUAUGUGCCUGAUGUGAUUGACGAGCUGAGCAGUCCGCAUGUCCUCACCACCACGCUGGUGCCUGGUUUUCCUCUGGACCAGGCCACUGACCUCUCUCAGGAGCUCAGGAAUGAGAUUUGUGAGCAGAUCUUGAUUUUAUGCCUGAGGGAGCUUUUUGAGUUCAGAUACAUGCAGACUGAUCCCAACUGGUCCAACUUCUUCUUUGAUCCACACGCUCACAAGGUUGCGUUGUUGGAUUUUGGAGCCACGCGAGGAUUCGAUAAGAGCUUCACUGACACCUACAUCGAGAUUAUUAAGGCAGCUGCAGAACAGAACAGAGAAGGCGUCCUGCAGAGAUCCAGAGACAUGAAGUUUCUCACAGGAUACGAGUCAAAGGCGAUGGAGAACGCCCACGUGGACGCGGUGAUGAUCCUCGGGGAGGCCUUCUCCGCCGAGGAGCCCUUCAACUUUGGAGCUCAGAGCACCACGGAGCGCAUCCACAGCCUCAUCCCCGUGAUGCUGAGGGAGCGACUGACGCCGCCUCCUGAGGAAACCUACUCCCUCCACAGAAAGAUGGGCGGCUCCUUCCUCAUCUGCUCCAAACUCAAAGCUAAAAUCCCCUGCAAGAACAUGUUCCAGGACGCCUACAACAACUACUGGAAAGAUGGACGCCCCGACUCCACACACUAGCCGAAGCAUGUUGCACCCAGGAGUUUCUAGUGUUGUUUGUGGUAUGUCGAACAAUUUAACUCUCACAUUCUCACCUGUGAAGAUAUUUUUUAUCAGGUAGCCUGCAACAGAUUAUGUCCAGAUGUUGCCUAGUUUUUUACUUGUUGUCUACUCUGCUGACUCAGCAAGUAAACUGGUGUGAGCAUGUGAUCAGAUUGAUGUCUACUUGUUAGGAACAACUUUCGUAUCCGUGUGCUUUAUAUUCCAUAUAUUAUCUUGACCAGGACUUCGAUCCAGACUAACUCAUUAAAUAUUAUGUGUGAAGAUUA